AUGGCAUUUGUUGUUGCAGAUAUCAUCACUGCAAUACUCAUUCGUGCAAUUGGCCAGCUUCUUCAAGUAGCAGAUAUCAAGAGCCUGAAAUCCUUAGGAGCCACUACACAUCUUAAUGUUUCAGAAAAUUUUCCAUCUGGUGAAAUAGCUGCUCUUUUUUACUUAUGGAAUCCUUUGACCAUCAUCACUUGUUUGGGAUAUUCAACAUCCCCAUUUGAAAAUCUAGUGAUUGUAUUAUCAGUAUAUGGGGCUUGCAUGAGUUAUGCACUUGUAGAAGGUCGUGCUGCAAUGGAAGGAAGAAGAAACAUCUGCAGUCAGUUCUAA
This is a messenger RNA of Lactuca saligna, 324 nucleotides long. The record is from the annotation of a GenBank genome assembly. NCBI's taxonomy places the organism in Eukaryota, Viridiplantae, Streptophyta, Magnoliopsida, Asterales, Asteraceae.